AAGGACGUAGUUUAUAAUUUUAGUGUGAUUACAACUGUUAAUAUAUAUUUAGGAUGGGUUUUAAUAUAAAAGUGUUUAUCAUUAAAGCUAUUUGGUGAAAAAGAGAAGAAAAGAAAAGAAAAGAAAGGGUGAUUGAUUGUCAUACCAAUCGCGUUAUCCCCAGGAAAAAAGGAAUUUGGCUUUUUGGGGAGGAUUGUUUCUGAUAUGAUUUCUUCUCUUCUCAUUAUGAAAAACAGAGGGAGAGGACUCCUAAUUUGUCUGUUAAUUUAGGAGCUGGCCGAUUAUGGUUAUGGAGAGUGGAACCGCGACAUUUGUUGACUGCACCAACAUUUAACUUUCAUGGAAGUUUCUGUUUUGUUGAAAUUUCGAAACCUUGCGGGAGAUUCGAGGGUUUGUAUUAGGGUUUCUUAACCUCCAAUACUUGCGACUAACGUCGAUGUCAUUUCAAUUCGGAAAACCCUCUGAGGUUUUUUAUUUUGCUUGGAGGAUGUAUACAGUUUUCUUUACGUUCAAUCAACCCUCUGAAAGCUGAGGCCCAGAAUUGAGCUUUCGGUUCUGAAUUUUGUGUUCAUUUUUUUUCUCCCUUGUGGGUUCUUUCUGGGGUUUGAAUUUUGUACUUUAUGGUUUGGGAUUGGGGGUUUUGAGAUUUAGGACGAUGGACGAAUCGCAGGGCAGUUCGAAUACGUUGCCUCCUUUCCUGACAAAGACUUACGAGAUGGUCAAUGAUCCUUCCACGGACCCAAUUGUAUCCUGGACUUCAGGUAAUAGGAGUUUUAUUGUGUGGAACCCAUUGGAGUUUUCGUGCGAACUGCUGCCCAGAUUCUUCAAGCAUAAUAAUUUCUCAAGCUUCAUCAGACAGCUUAAUACAUAUGGUUUCAGGAAAGUGGAUCCAGAGAAAUGGGAAUUUGCCAAUGAGGAUUUUGAAAAGGGUCGGCCAGAUCUUUUGCGGAACAUCCACAGAAGGAAACCGGUUCAUAGUCAUUCGUUGCAGAAUGUUCAAGGACAAGGAUUUCCAUCUCCAUUGUUGGAUCUUGAGAGGAAGAGAUUCAAGGAAGAGAUUGAGAGGCGUAAGCAAACUAAUGAAAAGCUUCUUCUUGAGUCGCAGAGACAUGAACAAGAGCAUCGUGAUUUUCAGUUGCAAAUGCGGUUAAUGAAGGAGCGGUUUGAAAAUAUGCAGCAACAGCAGCAAAUAUUGCUUUCUCAUGUUGCUCGUGUUUUGCAGAAACCAGAAUUGACGAUUUAUUUUGUGCCAGAACCAAAUUCUCAUGAUAGAAAGAGGAGGUUGACAACAGUCACCUACUAUUACAAUGAAUCCAGUGCUGAGGAUGAUCUAGAAGAGCACUCCCAUUCAAUGUCAAAACAGCAAAUAGAUUAUUCUUCAACCUCAGACUUAAACAUGGAGCACCUUGACCAGUUAGAUUCAUCCCUAACAUUUUGGGAGAGAACCAUUCACGAUGUUGAUCAUACUAUCUUUUUACCUAACAUGAAGUUCAAUCAAACCAAAAGAGACAUUCAAAGCCCAUCAACUCCUUUUGUACAACUCGAUAGGAGUCAUCAGUCCAAGUCCCAUGUUAUUGACAUGAAUUCAGAACCUGUUGGAAGUAUUGCUUCUGAUUCCAUUGCAUCAAGAAAAGAAGCUGAUGAAACUACUGCAAGUGCACGUAAUGGGGCAAAUGAUGUGUUUUGGGAACAGUUCUUGACUGAGAAUCCUGGUUCAUCCGAUCUUCCAAAAGUUGCAUCAGAAGGAAAGGAUUCUGAUAAUGGCAGAAAGAAUGAGACUAAGUCCAGAGGCUUUGGAAAACUUUGGUGGACAGGGAACAAGAUAAAUAACCUUGCAGAACAGAUGGAACACCUUACUCCAACUGAGAAAACAUGAAAUUCUUUUAUCUUUUUUUAAGUGAUGAUGCUUUGUUGCCCAUGUGUAAUAAAUUUAGGUACUAAUGAAAUCGAUAGAUUGUUGAUAUGUUGUGCAGUUAUAUAGAGAUCAGUUUCCGCGACUUUCCUAUAACCAUGGUUGUAGGGAUUUCUGGCUCGUAAAGGUCCUUUCUUUUGCACCAUUUGAUUGUGAAUAUUAGCCGACUAUACAAUAGCUUAUGUCUAAUUCUCUCUUUUACAUACCCCGAAUGUGAGGUUAUAUGAUAUCUACAAUAGAACAGGCACGAUGCAUCAGAUAGAUAAGUGAAAGAAAUGUCCAUGUGGAAGCUCCCUAUCCAA
Molecule: messenger RNA, 2214 nt
Organism: Cucumis sativus (cucumber)
Lineage: Eukaryota; Viridiplantae; Streptophyta; Magnoliopsida; Cucurbitales; Cucurbitaceae
Product: heat stress transcription factor A-4c
Exons: 3
Coding region: 656-1876 (406 amino acids)
Biological process (GO): regulation of transcription by RNA polymerase II
Cellular component (GO): nucleus
Molecular function (GO): RNA polymerase II cis-regulatory region sequence-specific DNA binding; DNA-binding transcription factor activity
Source: RefSeq, a predicted model, not a curated record